GUAUUUAUUGCCUGAGCUUCGAUCUGCCGAGUCCUUUGCCCUUUUACGUCGUGCUGUGGCUUUCAACAGCCGAAUGGGCUUCCUUCUCCUGCACGCUGAACCAGUGCAGUAGUUCAUCCUUGUCGCAUUACAUGCUGCUGGAGUGCUGCUAGCUAGCUCGCAAGCAAAGGAAGGAAGGAGGACCACGUGCGGUCCAUUCACCUGAAAUAGAUCCACUGUAUGCAUGCAGUGCAGUGGUACGGUCGGUACGCGGUGUGAAGCCUGCUUGUGCCAGCUUACGUACGUGCGAAUUCGAGCGCGCGAUCUGGCCUGAAACUGUGAAAUAAUCUGUGUGCAAACGUCGCCAAAGUUAGUUGAGAGAAGUCCAGAGUUUAGCCUGCGCUGCCGUUCGCCAAGGAUAUCAAGAAUGGCAUGCACUUGCGAUGCGCGCAGCACACGAUUCAAUCAGAUAACGCCAGAUCAGCCGCAGACGGCUCGCUCCACAGGUCGCCGGCGAACAAGAUGGACACCGUUUGAUUCUGCUCGACUUUGGAUUGUUCUUGCUGCCAGCCUGCACAUGAGCAGCUCACUGUGUUCGGCUAUGAGACUUGAUGGGUUUGGACGGAGUGUACCCGAGAUCCCUGGCCAGUGCGAUCACAGUGAUUGGGAUUCGGUGAGCUGUACGGACAGUGGCCGUGAUGUUACCGCCUGCACGCACUGCUUACCGGGAGAAUGGUGCAGGUCAGUGGCGAACGCUAGCGUGUCACUUGCCGACAUCGGCACCAACGCAUCGUUUGUCUGCGAGCCGUGCCCAGCCGGUUGCUUCCAGUCCAGCCCAGGGCAGCAGUUUUGCCUAGUUUGCCACGGCGGGAAUUUCUCGGCCACCUGUAACCAGAGCAGCUGCCAACAAUGCGAAGCUGGUCAGUAUUCGGCAAAGGAUAAUGAGGCGCACACGGAGUGUGACCUGUGCACUAUUGGCACCAACCAGACACGAAAAGGCAAGGAGUCCUGUUCGCCCUGCCCUCCAAACACCAUGUGCAAUCACACUGCAUGCGGCGACUGCAAGAUGUGCUACAUCGGCCAGGAGGCGUACGCGAAUCGUUCCUGGUGUCAGCCGUGCCAGGCUGGCUCGCACAACCCAGGAUAUCUGAAGUACUGUCGGCCGUGUGAUCCCGGCUUUGCAUGCAACUUCACGUCGUGUGCAAUCUGCGAGCCCUGUCAACCAGGUCAGUUUGCACAUCGGCCUGCCUCGCACGCGUGUGCCCCAUGCCCGCUCGGCCAUUACCAAGACCAACUUGCAGGAAGUGUGUGCCACCGGUGCCCGAAAGGCUUUUACGCGACAGAGAUGGGCAGGCCCGACUGUAUAGAGUGUGGUGUUGGGUACUAUUGCCCUACUGCCGAGAACCCACCAAGGCCAUGUCCCAACGAUGCAUACUGUCCUAAAGGCAGCGAGGAGCCACAGUAUUGCCCUGCCAUGUACAAUUUGAACACCAGCGAAAAUGGCUGCACCAUGAGUGGAGGGCUGAUUUGUAUUAUCGCCGCUACUUUACUGGCUAACAUCAUCAUUAUUACACUCCUGAUUUGGCACUACUAUCGCAAGAAGAAGCUCUACACUGGUGGAGAGAGUCGUCCUCUAAUGUGGAGGAAAGAAACGCAGACAAGGGAUCCCCCGGAGUACGAUGGAUUUUGAAGUUUCCCCGCAGUUUGUCUGUGCUACUUCGCCGGUAUAUGAGCACCAUUUGCAGAUCCUUCUGGUCCAUGCCUUGUGAUCAUAAGGAGCAAUGAUACAAAUGAAACAAAAGUCAGCGCUCUCCCAAUCACCCCCCCCCCCCCCUCUCACAUCCAUCCAUUUGCCCACUUGAAGUACACAGAUACAUUCUGUAACGACAUUCACAGAAAGACUUUACCAUCACCUUGAUCCCGGUGGCAUGCUGUUAAACUUACAAGUAAAUAGAAAGACUCUUUGACUCUUUGAUCAGCCUGCUCCUAGUUGUAGUAUCCUCUGCUACACCAUCACUUCUUCACUCCCAUGCAUCAUAUGAUCAUAGCACCGCUUGAAGGUGGAGUUUGUGUGCAUUCAUGGAUGUUGCCACAAAUAUAGUGUAAGCACUGGCUAACUUGCGGAAUUCCUCACCGUUAGAGGCUUUCGUCUGCAAGAUUUUAGAUGCAUGCAGUACACAGAUUUUCCUUGAUAAAUAACCGAACAUGAAGCUGCUGGUUGGCUUCUAUUUUAAGUAUUAUGCGUAGUUAUGAUAAUAGUCUCUAUGAGCACAUUGUAUCACCUAAUCUGUCCCGCGAUUCUGCAGAUUGCAGAAUUUCUGGAGAACUUGGCAAUUUUACCAGCAUUCGGAAAUCCUGUUGAGUGAGAAUAA
Messenger RNA from Sycon ciliatum, 2351 nucleotides. Its product is annotated as scavenger receptor class F member 2-like. The coding region runs from base 407 to 1669 and encodes 420 amino acids. NCBI's taxonomy places the organism in Eukaryota, Metazoa, Porifera, Calcarea, Leucosolenida, Sycettidae. The transcript is spliced from 2 exons. The record is from RefSeq and is a predicted model, not a curated record.